UGAACUUGCUUUCAGGUAAUGAUUCGAUUCAUCGAAAGAUUUUUCUUCCUUUUUUUGGGAAAAUGGAAUAGAAUAGCAGCCGUGCUUUGAUUUUAUUGUUGUUGUUGUUGUUGUUGUUGUUCAUGAUUGAGAUUGAAGAAGAUGAUGAGGAGGAGGAUGGGGAUGAGGAUGAUGAUGAUGAUGAUGAUGAUGAUGAUGAUGAUGAUGAUGGUAUUUUGAUUUGAUGUUCUGUAAAUAAUAUUUGAUCGGAAUUUGUAGGUCCCAUGUUUCCCCUGCUACCGCCAAAAUCAGAAGACUCGUUAAUUUUCCGACCCUACUGUUGAAUUUUGAUGGUUUUUCUCUCAAGAUCCGGUCCUCCGUCUCCCUCUUCCUCUAUUUUUCUGUAGACCUGUUCUAAUUCUUAUUUUUUUGGGGGAAUAUUUGUGCCAUUUAAGAGAAAUUUUCGCUUCGAAACUUCAUGCAUAGAUAAAGAGGAAGAAGACAUAUGAAUGAAUAAGAAAUGGGGAAGAAAGGGAGUUGGUUUUCUGCAGUGAAGAAGGUUCUCACUCAGCCUUCUGAGAAGAACAACAAGAAACCAGACAGACCUAAGAAAAAAUGGUUCCAAAAGGAGGAGAGUGUGGAGGAUGUGAUAUCCUUUUUGGAACAAACUUCAUUGGACGUUCCUGCCCAACCUCCUAUAGAAGAUGAUGUCAAACAAAUCGAACUGGAGAAUGAACCAAGCGAGCUUGUGCAUCCGGAGGCUGCAGAGCCGGUUGUUGCUGAAGCUCCGCCGGAUGUGGCAGUUGAAUAUCCACCUAGUCCUAGUCCUGUCCCCUGUCGGCCAGAAAUGUCGGAGGAAGCAGCAGCUAUUAUGAUUCAAACUGCAUUUCGUGGAUAUACGGCAAGGAGAGCACUAAGAGCACUCAAAUCGUUGAUGCGAUUGAAGACGUUGGUACAAGGGCAGUCUGUCAAACGGCAAGUGGCUUCUACUUUAAAAUGCAUGCAGACCCUUACCCAUUUACAGUCGGAGAUUCGUGUAAGGAGAAUAAGAAUGUCGGAAGAAAAUCAGGCUCUUCUCCGGCAACUUCGUAACAAACGUGAGAAAGAUCUCGAGAAGUUAAAAUUUACUAUGGAUGGUAACUGGAAUCAUAGCACCCAAUCUAAAGCACAAAUUGAAGCUAAACUAUUGAACAAGCAUGAAGCUGCAAUAAGAAGAGAAAGGGCUCUGGCUUAUGCUUACUCUCAUCAGCAAACAUGGAGGAACUCAUCAAAAACUGCAACCCCCACCGUCAUGGAUCCAAACAAUCCGCACUGGGGUUGGAGUUGGUUGGAGAGAUGGAUGGCAGCUCGUCCAUGGGAAUCUCGAAGCACCACAGACCAGCUGGAUGACAUUUCUGUCACGAGUGUUGCAACUCGUGCAUCUGUGGUCGACGUACUCCAAAUUUAUGGUCGUCGUGAUCAGAACCCGACCAAGCUUUCUCCAAGAACUUCUACAAAUCAAAAGUCAAGCCAAUUGCAUAAGCACCACUCACCUUCAAUUCCCAAGGCACUAUCUUCAUCAUCUAGCAGAAAGAAAACAAAUGCAGCCAAAUCAAGUAUAAGCAGCUGGGGCGGGGAUGAUGACAUAAGGAGCACCACUAGUGUCAAAUCAAAGCUCUCACGGAGGCAUACUAUUUCAGGGUCAUCAUUUAGGGAUGAUGAAAGCCUUGCCAGUUUACCUUCAGUUUCAAGUAAGGUGACGCCGUCGAAGGCUGUGAAAACUCGGUCGCCGUCGACAAGUUCAAGAACUGAGAAGGGAACAUUGGAAAAUGGGUAUGUAAGUGCUGGUUCUGCAAAGAAGCGGCUUUCCUUCUCAAGUAUUCCCGUUAAGCCAAGGAGGCAAUCUAGUCCUCCAAUUGUGAAUACUAGCUAAGUACACUAAAUUAUGAGAAAGUUCGCAUCAGGGAGAGUGGAGUAUCAAAAGGAAAGGAAGAAACAAAUUGAUCGAUCAUCAAGUUUGUCGAUUCGAGUAUUCGACUUUCAUCAUCUGCUUUCUUCAACCGCUUCUCGUGAGCAAAUAUAUAUGUUUCUUGCAAGCACCGAUCCAUAUCCAUGGCCUUUUCUUUUAGCUUCUUUCUCAUUUUUCUUUUUCCUAUGCCACUUGUCUUCCUGAAAUUUUUAUCUGAAUGUAAUAAAAUUUGUUUUUGGGUUGCAUUUUAUCUAUUGAAACCAUUUGUAAACCUGUUUGUCUAUAAUAUUGUGAAGAUUCUUGUGGGGGUUUUUUCUUUU
Cucumis melo (muskmelon) is the source of this 2247-nucleotide messenger RNA. RefSeq names its product protein IQ-DOMAIN 2. Gene Ontology annotation, molecular function: protein binding. Lineage: Eukaryota; Viridiplantae; Streptophyta; Magnoliopsida; Cucurbitales; Cucurbitaceae. Bases 500 to 1891 code for a protein of 463 amino acids. The transcript is spliced from 6 exons. The record is from RefSeq and is a predicted model, not a curated record.